Monascus purpureus is the source of this 1210-nucleotide messenger RNA. NCBI's taxonomy places the organism in Eukaryota, Fungi, Ascomycota, Eurotiomycetes, Eurotiales, Aspergillaceae. The record is from the annotation of a GenBank genome assembly.
AUCCUUGUCCAAGAAAUAUACCCGAAAACGAUCAACCACAUCAAUUGCAAUGGUUCAGAGCGUUCUCGACGAUAUCUCCCACCGGAGGUACAAUCCUCUGAGGGGCUCGUAUAUCUUAGUUUCUCCGCAUCGGACCAAGAGACCCUGGCAAGGAGCCCAGGAAACCCCAUCCAAGACCACUUUGCCCGCCUACGACCCCGCCUGUUAUCUAUGUCCGGGGAACAAGCGCGCCCAGGGCGACGUCAACCCCAAAUACGAGAGCACCUUCGUGUUCGUCAAUGAUUAUAGUGCCGUCAAGGAAGAACAGGCUGAUUAUUUACCGCAUGAUUCCGAAGGAAGCCCCGAAUCAUUCUUCCUCAAAGCCCAACCGGUGACGGGGAAAUGCUACGUCCUCACUUUCUCCUCGGCGCAUAAUCUGACCCUGGCCGAUUUAUCCCCCGUCGAGAUCCUGCCAGUUAUCAACGCAUGGACGGAGAUCUACUCUGCGCAUCUGUCGCCCAAGUCGCCGCUUGCGCCGCUCGCGUCGGUGACUACGCUGCCUCCUAAUUCACCGACGGUGAAUCUGACAAAGCCCAAGGAGCAGUACCGGUACAUGCAGAUCUUCGAGAACAAGGGCGCGGCCAUGGGGUGCUCUAAUCCCCAUCCUCACGGACAGGUGUGGACUACUAGCAACCUUCCGGAGGAGCCUUCUAUAGAGCUGAUGCAGAUGGAGAAGUAUCGACGGGAGCACGGCGGGAAACACAUGCUUGAGGAUUAUGCGGCGCUUGAAAGCAAGAAACAGGAGCGGGUGGUGUUUGAGAACGAUGCUUUUCUCGUGGUCUGUCCUUGGUGGGCGACAUGGCCGUUUGAAACCAUGAUUAUCAGCAAGAAGCAUAAGCGGGCGCUUGUGGAUCUGAACACGAACGAGAAGGGCCAGCUGGCUGAAGCGAUUGCGGAAAUUACCCGGCGUUAUGACAAUUUGUUUGAGACGCACUUCCCGUACAGUAUGGGUAUUCACCAGGCACCGCUUGAAGGGACGGAUGAAGAGAUUGAGGCCUCGUAUCUACAUUUGCACUUCUACCCUCCUCUUCUGAGGAGUGCGACUGUGCGCAAGUUCCUGGUCGGUUAUGAGAUGAUGGCCGAGCCUCAACGGGAUAUCACACCUGAGCAGGCGGCUGCUAGGUUACGCGGAUGUGCAGGAGAGCUGUACAGGAAGAAACUCGAUGGAUGA